Messenger RNA from Tripterygium wilfordii, 3385 nucleotides. Its product is annotated as F-box/LRR-repeat protein 15-like. Lineage: Eukaryota; Viridiplantae; Streptophyta; Magnoliopsida; Celastrales; Celastraceae. The transcript has 16 exons. The record is from RefSeq and is a predicted model, not a curated record. The coding region runs from base 655 to 3198 and encodes 847 amino acids. Gene Ontology annotation, molecular function: protein binding.
UUGACAACUGUAGCCUGGGUCGCGGUUCAAAGUUUUAAAGUUUACUGUGUGUCUUUGCUAUUUUCUCGUAUAUUUUAAGGAGGAUAAUCUAGCAUGCGAAGACUACUUAGUUAAGGACUCUAUAUGCUUAUUAAUAUUUUAAUUAGUGUUUACUUUCAAUUAACUUAGCUUGGAAGUCAAGGAAUAGUUUUCUAUUUGGAUUUGAAGUAAUAGUUUAAGUAGGAUUUGUUUUGUCUUGCUAUGGCUAUAUAAGCCGAGAGAUCAUUAGGUUGUUAUUCAUUCAAUUAAUCAAAAAAACCGAGAAUUUAUUCUCAAAUACUCCUUGUUCUUUACCUCGGUCUAGAUCAAGUUCUAUGAUGUGGGGAGGAUUAUUCGCUUACAUUGUUUCUCUCUAAUCUAUUUUGUUCUAAUCUUUUCCAAUUUCCAUAAUUUCUAUCAUUAUUCGUUUUAAUCUCCUCCCAGUUUCCUGACCUACUCUGGCCCAAACCUACACAAAAGUUCAUCUCUUUUCUCGCUGCCAGCUAUAUAAAACCUGCCGCAGUCCUUGAUUUGUUCAAAACCCCAAGUCAUCCUGAACACAUUAGGAUUGAUGUCUCGCCGAUUAUCGUAAACUUUUUUCUAUGACAUCAUAUGCUGGGAAUAUUGGGAAUAUAGAUGGAGACCACAGUGGUGGGGGAUUGUCUCUUUCUUAUAGGGAUGGGUGAUUGUAAUUCCUUUGACUGUAGUGGUGGUAGAGACUAUGGAGAUGUGAGUGAAUCUUAUGAAUCCGAAGAAGAAUCAGCAACGUUUAUGGAUCUUACGGAUGAACUUCUACAUGUGGUUUUCUCUUUCUUGGACAACAGUGAUCUUUGUCGAGCUGCCAUGGUUUGUAGGCAGUGGCGUGCUGCUAGUGCCCAUGAAGAUUUAUGGAGGUGCUUGAACUUUGAGAACAGAGACGUGUCUGUGGAACAAUUCGAGGACAUGUGUCGACGGUUCCCAAAGGCCAUUGAGGUGAAUAUGUAUGGUGUUCCUGCAACUCCGUUGCUUAUCAAAGCAGCUUCUUCGUUGAGAAAUCUAAAGACUUUGACUUUGGGCGGAGAAAAACUUGGGGAAACUUUUUUUCAUCCAUUGGCUAAAUUUAAGUUGUUGAAGAGUUUGAUUGUCAAUGAUGCUACUCUAGGAAAUGGUAGACAGGAAAUACUUAUAAACCAUGAUAGUUUGCGUAUUCUUGAGGUAACAAAAUGCCGUGUGACGCGUAUAGGCAUCAGGUGCCCACAACUUCAUACCUUGUCUUUGAAACAGAGCGACGUGGCAUGGGCUGUACUCAAUUGCCCUCUAUUGCGUCUGCUUGAUAUAAGCUCUUGCAACAUGCUUUCAAAUACUUCAAUUCGUUCUGCAGUGACCUCAUGUCUCCUAUUAGAGUCGUUAGAUAUGUCAAAUUGUUCAAAUGUUGUUGAGGAAACACUACGUGAAAUAGCAAUUACUUGUAGAAAUCUCUGUGUUCUCGAUGCAUCAUAUUGUCCGGACAUAUCACUAUCGUCUGUAAGGCAGCUGCCCAAGCUAACUGUUCUUAAGGUCCAUGGCUGUGAACGCAUCACUUCAGCUUCUAUGGCUGCGAUAUCCCAUAGUUCUAUGCUGGAGGUUUUGGAGCUGGGUAACUGCAGUUUUUUGACUUCCGUGUCCUUGGAUCUUCCUCGCUUGCGAUCCAUAAGAUUAGCGGAUUGUCGCAAAUUGUCUGACUUAAAUUUACAAUGCACCAUGCUUUCAUCCAUAAUGGUGUCUCACUCCCAGUCGAUCCGUCGUAUCAAUAUUGCUUCCAAUUCACUAGAAAAAUUGGCAUUGCAGGGGCAAGAGAACUUAACUACACUGGCAUUGCGAUGCCAAUGCUUGCAACUAGUGGACCUUACGGGUUGCGUAUCUUUGGCAAAUUCUAUCUGUGAAGUUUUGAGUGACGGUGGUGGAUGUCCCAUGCUGAAAUCAUUGAUUCUUGAUAACUGUGAGACUUUGACAGCACUACAAUUCCGCAGUACUUCUCUCGUAAGCCUUUCCUUAAUAGGUUGCCGCAGUGUUACUGCUCUUGAACUCAAUUGUCCCAGUCUUCAGCAAGUUAAUUUAGAUGGCUGUGAUAAUCUUCAAAGAGCAUCAUUUUGUCCUGUUGGUCUUCGUUCCAUCAAUGUGGGAAUAUUACCCAAAUUGAACGUGCUUACUAUCGAAGCACCGCUUAUGGUUAUGCUUGAGAUGAAAGGGUGUGGUGUUCUAGCUGAAGCAUCUAUCAAUUGUCCUCUCUUAACAUGUUUGGACGCUUCUUUUUGCAGCCAACUCAAGGGUGACUGCUUGUCUUCAACGGCGGCUUCAUGCCCGCUGAUUGAGUCAUUACUGCUAGGGUCAUGCCCUUCUGCUGGUCCCAGUGGACUUUACUUCUUGCGUUCACUUCUACACUUGACCAUGCUUGAUUUGUCAUAUUCAUUUUUUAUGAAUCUGCAGCCAGUUUUUGAGUCUUGUUUGCUGCUGAAGGUAUUAAAACUACAAGCUUGCAAGAAUCCCCUGUAUUCCUCAUUGGAGCCUUUGUACAAGGAAGAUGCUCUACCAGCUCUGCGGGAGUUGGAUUUAUCUUAUGGGACCCCCUUUCAGUCUACCAUAGAGGAUCUUCUUGCUUGCUGUACACACCUCACUCAUGUGAGCUUGAAUGGCUGUUUGAAUAUGCAUGAUAUUAACUGGGGCAGUAGCGGGAGUCAACUUUCCACAUUACCUGGUGUAUAUGAUUCAUCCGCCUUGUCUUCUCAGGAGAACAUGCAUCAUCCACUUGACCAGCCCAACCAUUUACUGCAGACCUUAAACUGUGUUGGUUGUCCUAAUUUAAGCAAAGUUUUCAUUCCACCUGCAGCAAGUUUUUUCCAUUUGUCUUCGUUAAAUCUUUCUCUAUCCGCCAAAUUGAAGGAUGUCGACAUUGCUUGUUUCAAUCUGUGCUUUCUUAAUCUGAGCAAUUGUCGCUCUUUGGAGAUACUGAAGCUUCAGUGUCCAAGAUUGACUUCUCUCCUCCUUCAGUCAUGCAACAUUGGCGAAACAGCAGUUGAAGCUGCCAUAAAACACUGCAGCAAGCUGGAAACUCUUGAUGUCCGCUAUUGUCCAAAGAUAUGCUCAGUGAGCGUGAGGAGAUUACGCACAGCAUGCCCAAGUUUAAAGCGCAUCUUCAGCAGCAUGCCCAGGUUUUUAUGCUAGACAAUUUUUUUUUCGGAAUACUGGGAAAAGGGGAUAGGGAGGCUCGAAAUCGAGAUCUCUAUGUUAAGCUACUUGGGGUUCUCGUUAGUUAAGCCCUCUUGUAAGACUAGAACAAAUAAUUAUUAUAAUUUUGUGUCCCAUUCAAAAAGACCUAAUUAUAUACUAAAUUAUAGGAAAGAUCUUCCUU